Messenger RNA from Neurospora crassa OR74A, 1500 nucleotides. RefSeq lists its product as hypothetical. Gene Ontology annotation, cellular component: cell wall. The coding region runs from base 105 to 1130 and encodes 341 amino acids. Gene Ontology annotation, molecular function: structural constituent of cell wall. The record is from RefSeq and is a predicted model, not a curated record. The transcript has 3 exons. NCBI's taxonomy places the organism in Eukaryota, Fungi, Ascomycota, Sordariomycetes, Sordariales, Sordariaceae.
ACCAGCAGACGCCACUUAUACAACUUCUUGGUUAGACACUCAACAUCAUCAUUGCAUCUAUCAAUUCCAGUCUCCAUCCCAUCCACAGAUUUUCACUCUUCACCAUGAAGUCUUUCACCUUGUCCGGCGUUCUCGCCGCUCUCACUGCCACCGCUGCCGUCCAGGCCCAGACCUACACCCAAGAUGGCCCUUUCAACCUCAAGCUCAAGUCCGACGAUUCCUCCCUCGACGGCAAGUACCUCUAUGCCUGCCACGCCGGCGCCGCCAUUGAGUCGCUGUGCCUUGGCAGCACCGAGAGCCCCGCCGACUCCUCUUCAGCCUCCUUCUAUUACAACUACACCGUCAACGACAACGUUCCUUCCAACUCCGGCCUCUUGAUCUGGAACCUCCCGGUCAACGGCCAAGAUGGUGUCAUCACCGUCUCUUCCCCUCUGUCUUUCAACUACGACCCUGGCUCUAACGUUGCCACGACGCUGUUCGAGCCUUCUACUUCCUCGAGCCUCAAUGUCGCCUUUGACAACGAGGACCAGCUGUUUGUUCCUACCUACAUCGACGACUCCAAGUAUGUUCCGGGCCAAUACCCCCAGAAUACUGGCACCAUCGCCCUCCAGAAUUGGCAGGCAUGCUGGGCGCAAGUUGGAGGAGGCUACUACUACAACGUACUCGCGUGGGUUACUAGCGGCGCGCCGAAGAACCCCACUUGCAAGGCUGUGAAGGUGGCCAAGGUUGCGCAAAUUUCGGAGGAUGACCAUGCCGAGAAGGGUGCUGAGGAACAACAGCCCGAGGGUGACUCCGCCGGAGAGGCUGUUGCCCAGAUCGGCGAUGGUCAGGUGCAGAGUGUUCCUGCGAAUGGGGAUGGGGAGGUUGUUAGCCAGAUUGGGGAUGGACAGAUUCAGAAUGCUCCCGCAGAGGAGAGAGAGGACGAUGACGAGCCUGUUUCUCAGAUUGGCGACGGUCAGGUUCAAAACGACCCUGUGGAGGAAGACACAACUCCUGUCACUCAAAUCGGUGAUGGUCAGGUGCAAAAUGCCCCCGCCGAGGAGGAUCCUGUCCCCGUUGCUCAAAUCGGUGACGGUCAAAUCCAGAAUACCCCUGUCCCUGUCACUCAAAGCAACGAUGGCCAGUUCUAGUACGCUCUCGUCAAGGAAGAGCCCAAGCCUGUUGUCCGGAUUCGGGAUGAUAACGAACGCUGUUCAUGAGGAUGGUUCUCACGCGGAGUUCAACGACGAGUAUACGAACAAGAUUUCAUGGCAAGGAAAAUGACGGAGCCCAAGUAGUUGGUUGACUUGGGCAGAACAUGCAUCAUUAAUCACUAAUGGUUUCUUUUUUUGAAAAGAGUAAUUACAGUCGAAACUCGAUGCUUUGGCGUUGAGAAGAUUCAUAGUUGAUACAUUUCAUUUCCUUCACUUUUUCCUGUGUGUCUCAAUUUGCGUUGACUGUGUAGUGACCAAGAUUUCAUGGUAAGGCCAUAGGCAAAUGUCGGAUUUAAAUUCCUUCUUG